Molecule: messenger RNA, 1321 nt
Organism: Hydra vulgaris (swiftwater hydra)
Lineage: Eukaryota; Metazoa; Cnidaria; Hydrozoa; Anthoathecata; Hydridae
Product: ETS domain-containing protein Elk-3
Biological process (GO): regulation of transcription by RNA polymerase II; cell differentiation
Cellular component (GO): nucleus
Molecular function (GO): sequence-specific DNA binding; DNA-binding transcription factor activity, RNA polymerase II-specific
Source: RefSeq, a predicted model, not a curated record
CAAAAGCAGAUGUCAGUUUUUUUUGUUUUUUUUUUAAUUAAUAAUUUGAGACUAAACUUCUUAAAGGUAGAAGAUUGUAAAUUAUUACUCAUUAAGAAAUUUUAUAUUUUAAACUGAGAAAAAUAAAAAAGACUUCAUCAAACGAAUGCAAUGUUUUGGGGAAAAGUGCUGAGAUGAAAGCUCAACUUAGAAGAGAAACGUUAGAAGAUAUGCUGGGUGAAAGAGUCGAUGAGUAUGAGAACUACUGCGCAACUUCCAAUACUAAACAACACCGUAAAAGAGUUCCGUUGUGGAAGUUUUUGUUACAUCUUUUAAAUCGAGACAUAACUUCAAGAUAUGUAUAUUGGAAUAAAGAAUACCCUUUAGAGUUUUGUAUAACCGAUACCAAUGGAGUUGCUGAUUUGUGGGGUUCAGUAAAAAAUAAAUCGGAUAUGACUUACGAAAAAUUUAGUCGAGCAUUGCGUUACUACUAUGGAAAAAAAAUUAUUGAAAAGGUACACGGUCGAAGGUACUCAUACCGAUUUAUUUUGUCAUGGAGAACAAGAAAGUACAUUUCACAGUUUUUUAAUAUAAACGAUGUUAAAGAAGAAGAAAAUGUAAACUUUAACGAAUGUAACCACUUACAAUCUAAACUUCGAUCAUCUUUUGAAGUAUUAUCUAAAGAACCUCGAUCAUCUUUAGGCCUCAAUCAUCUUUUACUACCAAAAGAGAAUGAAAAAAGCAAUCUGGAAAAACCAUUUUUAAUUCAUAAGACAGUUGGUGAAAUAACUGCAGAGUUUAUAAGUAGCCAAAAAACCAGUCAUUAUUUGUAUAGUUCAUCUCAAGAUUUUUUGCACCCCACAACAAUAGAUAUGUCUGAUAGUGGAAAAAUUAGAUUAAUUUCUGACAGUAAUCCAAACAAUUCUAAACUAGAAGAACCAUUAAGUAUGUUGCCUUCAAAUUUUUUUGCAUUAACAACGCUUGAAAACGUAGAAAAUAAUUACAAUUUGCAAAAUACUGACAAAUCUAUUUACGUAACUUAUGAGGGAGAUAAAUUCAAAAAUGUGAUUAAGUUUUCCGAUCAAACUCAUGGAGAAACUAUUGAAACAGAUUUUUUAGCUACAAGUUAUAAAUGUAGAAAAGAUCCAUUUAUGGGAUCAAAUUCAACUUACAGUUGUGAUGAUAAAAAUGAAUUUGAAAACCAGACAUCUUUAAAUGAUCUAUUUGAGAACUAAUGUUUUUCUAUGCAUAUUUUUACAAAAUAUUUAUCAUAAUUACAAAAUAGUUUCAAUGGUAUUUUUAAAUACAUAUAAACAUUUUUUAAUUAAAAAUAAAACUUAAU